Messenger RNA from Sorghum bicolor (sorghum), 2443 nucleotides. RefSeq lists its product as uncharacterized. The record is from RefSeq and is a predicted model, not a curated record. The transcript has a single exon. Gene Ontology annotation, cellular component: membrane. The coding region runs from base 114 to 1970 and encodes 618 amino acids. NCBI's taxonomy places the organism in Eukaryota, Viridiplantae, Streptophyta, Magnoliopsida, Poales, Poaceae.
AUAUACUGCACAGGCGCGCGAGCUCUGCCACUCACCCGGCCAGAGAAGCGGCAAAACAGAGAGCCGCCGCCGACGAGAACGACGGGGAGGAGCUUUAGUUUGGCGCGCGCGCGAUGGUGUUCGCGUCCGGGUCCGGCGCCGCCGGCGGCCCGCAGGUGCUGACGGCGCGGUUCGUGCGGCAGGUGGUGCUGGGCCGUUGGUUCAUGGUGUUCGCAUGCCUGCUCAUCCUGUCGGCGUCCGGGGCGACGUACAUCUUCAGCAUCUACUCCAAGGUGCUCAAGUCGUCGCUGGGGUACGACCAGCGCACGCUCAACACGCUCUCCUUCUUCAAGGACCUGGGCGCCAACGUGGGCGUCAUCUCGGGCCUCAUCAACGAGGUCACGCCGCCGUGGGUGGUGCUCGCCAUGGGCGCCGCCAUGAACCUUGUGGGCUACCUCAUGAUCUACCUCGCCAUCGACGGGCGCACCGCCAGGCCACCCGUCUGGCUCAUGUGCAUCUACAUCUGCGUUGGGGCCAACUCCCAGUCUUUCGCCAACACCGGCGCGCUCGUCACCUGCGUCAAGAACUUCCCGGAGGACCGCGGCGUCGUGCUCGGCAUCCUCAAGGGAUUCGUCGGCCUUAGCGGCGCUAUCUUCACGCAGCUCUACCUCGCCAUCUACGGCGACGACGCCAAGUCGCUCGUGCUGCUCAUCGCCUGGCUCCCCGCCGCCGUCUCCAUCCUCUUCGUGCACACCGUCCGCAUCAUGCCGUACCCGCGCGCCAGCCGACGCCGGGGCGCAUCGGCGGCCACCAGCAACGACGCCUUCUUCUGCUUCCUCUACAUCUCCAUCGCGCUCGCGGCCUACCUCCUCGUCAUGAUCGUCGUGCAGAGGCAGGUCAACUUCUCGCACGCCGCCUACUCGGUCUCGGCCGCGGCGCUGCUCCUCGUCCUGUUCCUGCCGCUCGCCGUCGUCGUCAAGCAGGAGUACAAGAUCCAGAAGGAGCUGGAGGAGUCCCUCCGCGAGCCCCCCACGGUGACCGUGGAGAAACCAGCCUCGCUGCAGCUGGCAGCAGCACCACCUCAGAGCCAGAGCAUGACGACGGGAACGACAGAGGCCGCCGCCGAGCCGUCGAGGCCGUCGUCCAGCUCCAGCAGCUGCCUGGGGUCUUGCCUUCGGCACAUGUUCAGCCCGCCGGCGCAGGGGGAGGACUACACCAUCCUGCAGGCGCUGGUGAGCGUGGACAUGCUGGUGCUGUUCCUGGCCACCAUCUGCGGCGUGGGCGGCACGCUGACGGCGAUCGACAACAUGGGUCAGAUCGGGCAGUCGCUGGGGUACCCGGCCAAGAGCAUCAACACCUUCGUCUCCCUCAUCAGCAUCUGGAACUACGCCGGUCGCGUCACCGCCGGGUUCGCGUCGGAGGUGUUCCUGGCGCGGUACAAGUUCCCGCGGCCGCUGAUGCUGACGCUGGUGCUCCUGCUCUCGUGCGUCGGCCACCUGCUGAUCGCCUUCGGCGUGCCGCAGUCGCUCUACGUGUCCUCCGUGGUGAUCGGCUUCUGCUUCGGCGCGCAGUGGCCGCUGCUGUUCGCCAUCAUCUCCGAGGUGUUCGGGCUCAAGUACUACUCCACGCUCUACAACUUCGGGUCCGUGGCCAGCCCCAUCGGCGCCUACGUGCUCAACGUCCGCGUCGCGGGGGCGCUCUACGACGUCGAGGCCGCCAAGCAGCACGGCGGGUCCCUGGUGGGCGCCGGCGACAAGACCUGCAUCGGCGUGGAGUGCUUCCGCAAGUCGUUCCUCAUCAUCACCGCCGCCACGGUCGCCGGCGCGCUCGUGUCGCUGGUGCUGGUGUGGCGGACAUGGAACUUCUACAAGGGCGACAUCUACGCCAAGUUCAGGGAAAGCGCGGACGCCGCCGAGGCGGAGGCGGAGGAUCUGAAGCGGCCCAAGGAGACGGCGGAGGCGGAGAGCGAGGUUAACGGGAGGAAGCAGUAGGCGCAUAGGGCACCGCGCCGCGCCGCACGCAGGCGCUGGUGUCCAUGGCGGCCGCCGGCCGGGGGCCUGGCGCUUGCGUUGACUCGGUCGAGGUCGAGGAAGCCACACUCACACUGUCGUCACACAGUGAGCUAACGCUCGGUUUUGACUUGGUAUACGUGUCAAGAUCUCCGUUCGUUGCUGUUCUUGCUCUGGAGCUCAAGUUGGAUGGCAAUGGGCAGUGAAGUGAAGGCCGCAGCAGCAGUCUGAUGAGUCUCUGAGUGAGAGCAGCUAUCACUGCUAACUGCAGGUGAUUAGGUGCACGGUUACUGUGUAAUCUUUUAGCAGGGAAAGAAAAAAACUAGUGGUGCUUGACUGUAGUAUAAAGUACACCUGCUUCUUUUUACCUGUUGUAUGGAUAUGUACUUUUGUAACUGCUACUGCUCUUAAUCUUCAAACUGGAGAGGAAAGGGGUAAAAUGUUCUUUCUUUAUC